AUGGCGACCGUACAUCCCUCACGCAUGGGUUUAGUCCCUCAAGACCCAAAAGAUAUUAACCUCUCCCGCAGACGUGCACGCUCCCCUUCACCACGAGCACAGCACCCCACCACGACACAGCUGAACGAGAAAGAGAAAGAGACAACGGCAGGAACCGAGCACGGGACCGUAGCAGAGAACAAAAGAGGGACAGGAGGGGGGAUGAUACGUGACAGGAGCGCUGAUAGAGGACGGGAGCGUGACAGAGACAGAAGCAGAGAACGGCGUCGGGCAAGUCCCGAGUACACAGACUAUAGGCGCCCUGCCACACCUCUGGCCGCUGAGGCUCCCUGGCGGAAUCAGGAGAAUGUGUACCCUAACCGACAAGGGAGGGAUAGACCACCGCAUGCUGGUGGGUCGUAUGGUGGAGGGGGGAGUGAGUAUUUGGAAAGCCGUCGAGUACAAAGAGAAGCUUCGACAAUAAGUGUUUGGCCUUCUUCUCCCAAAGCUCCAACAAGGACACUUUCACCUUCCCGCGACUCAAAAGCACGCGGAAAAUCUAAACGUGACCGGUCAGAAACGCCCACAGACGAUUCUGACAGCGACGAGGAGCGCAAGCGGAAGGAACGCAAGGAACGAAAACGUGCGCGGAAAGAGAAGGACAGGGCUGAACGGAGGGAGAAGAAGGAAAAGAAAAGCCGAGCGCCUAGCAGACGCCGGAGCUACGACAGUGAGGAAGAACACCGAGAGAAAAGCCGGCAAAGCGAAAGCAAAAGCCAUCCUCGCAGCCCAAGUCCCAGCCGUACCCCAUCCCCCGCUCGUGCAUCUGAAGAAGACGAAUGGGUAGAGAAACCCACCACUGCACCCUUUGCCUCUUCAUCUACGGCUGCACCAUCCCGUCACAUGCCGAACAAGCGGCGGACGAGGACUUUGAUGAUGAUGAUGACUGACGACGACGACGAUGUCGGGCCUCAACCGCUAUACAAGGCUAUCACGAAGAAGUUUGACGAACGUGCUUAUGGCAGUGCUCUACUUCGCGGUGAAGGUAGCGCCAUGGCCGCCUUCUUACAGGACGACACGGACUCGCGUAUUCCACGACGUGGUGAGAUUGGUCUUACCUCGGACGAAAUUGCCACGUUCGAGUCGGUUGGCUAUGUGAUGAGUGGAAGCCGACACAAGCGCAUGAACGCAGUGCGUAUGAGGAAAGAGAACCAGGUUAUUAGUGCGGAGGAGAAGAGGGGUAUAUUGAAGUUGCAGAAAGAUGAGAGGCAGAGACGGGAGGCUAUCCUCAGGGAGGAAUUCAGUGAGCUUGUGACGGAGAAGCUCAAGGGGCCGCAAACGCAGCCAAAGUGA
This is a messenger RNA of Suillus paluster, 1332 nucleotides long. Its product is annotated as ras-induced vulval development antagonist-domain-containing protein. Gene Ontology annotation, molecular function: chromatin binding. Gene Ontology annotation, biological process: regulation of gene expression. The transcript is spliced from 5 exons. The coding region runs from base 1 to 1332 and encodes 443 amino acids. The record is from RefSeq and is a predicted model, not a curated record. Gene Ontology annotation, cellular component: nucleus. NCBI's taxonomy places the organism in Eukaryota, Fungi, Basidiomycota, Agaricomycetes, Boletales, Suillaceae.